Molecule: messenger RNA, 1212 nt
Organism: Lottia gigantea (owl limpet)
Lineage: Eukaryota; Metazoa; Mollusca; Gastropoda; Lottiidae
Exons: 8
Biological process (GO): regulation of transcription by RNA polymerase II
Cellular component (GO): nucleus
Molecular function (GO): DNA-binding transcription factor activity, RNA polymerase II-specific; RNA polymerase II transcription regulatory region sequence-specific DNA binding
Source: RefSeq, a predicted model, not a curated record
GGUAAUAAGAAACUGAAAUGCAAUAUGUGUAGUUUUGUGGCAAAAUGGCCAGCCGAGCUCCAGAAACAUGCUGUAUCUCAUUCAGAAGAAAGACCUUUCAGCUGUAUGGUGUGUGGUUCAACCUAUAAAUGGAAGUGGGACUUGCAAUUAAAUGAUAUGAUCUCAGAUGAUUCUUCUAUUCUUCUACCAUAUAAAUGUCAACGAUGUGAAUACAGAGCCAGAUGGCCAUCUGAAAUAACUCAACAUAUGAAAAACCAUUCUGAAGACAAACCAUAUCACUGUCCACGCUGCAGUUAUAAAAGUAAAUGGAAUCCAGCCGAAUUGAAGCGACAUGCUGUUCUUCAUUCUGAAAACAAGCCUUUUACUUGUGAGGUUUGCGGCUAUGGAUCCAGAUGGAAAUGUGAUUUGAAGAAACAUAUGAGAACCUAUAACCAUUAUACAACUGGGCCAAUUCAUUGUGGUAAAUGUCCAUUUAAAGCUGUCAUGCAAGAAGACCUUGAUAAGCAUCUUUCAUGUCAUGGUUAUAAUGGUAUGUAUAGAUGUAAGCAAUGUGACUUUAGUACUGAUGUUGUUAUGAUGCUGACCCAACACAUGCAACUCCAUGAGAACAAUCAGCCAAUGGAACCAAAGAGUUGUCCUUUCACAUGUGAAACAAAUGAGGAUUUAGAGAAACAUAUCAAUCUACACUUUACAGAGAAUCAGUAUAAAUGUGACUACUGUUCUUUAACUGAAGAAAGUUUAUCACCAUUACUUCAACACAGGCUGCUUCAUUCAAAAGAAGAAGGCUUUAAUGAUAAUCCACCAUUUAUCUGUGACUACUGCAACUGGAGUGUUGAUCGACUUAAUUUACUUUACCAACAUCGAAGAAAACUUUAUGGUAAAGAAACUUCUUAUUCAUGUACUGAUUGUCCUUUUAAAACAGCUAACAACAACAGUUUUAUAAACCAUAGAGCAUUACACAAGAACUCAGCCCGUCACCAAUGUACUGACUGUUCUUACAGUGUUGAUAAAUGGACUCUAAUGUGUCAACAUCAGAAACUGCAUGAAAGUGAAGAAGAGUUUAAAUGUAAUAGAUGUCCUUUCAGUACAACUACAAAGACACUUUUAGAUGAACACGAACAUAGACAUAACUUUAGAAAUAGUGUUUCUUGUCCAUACUGUGAUUUCAGUUGUACAACAGAGUCAGAUAUACUGGAGCACAUUCAAGUUCAC